AUGGGAGGUUCUUGUGAGUCCCCCAGAGUCACCCCUCGAGAGGAGUCUAGAAUCACCCCUGAGGAUCGCCUCCCAGAAUCACCUUCUCAACCAAAGGCAAAAGAGAAAAAAGAACAAGAGUCUGUAGAGUCUAAAGAAUCUUUGAAGAAACGCAAGGAAUCUAAGAAAAAUACCGGUAAGAAAACAGAAGUUGACCUGAAAGAAUAUUCGAAAGAAUCACCCGAAGAAUCAGUCAAAAAGUCACCCAAGGAAUCUCCUAAAGAAUCACCCGAAGAAUCACCUAAAGAAUCACCCAAAGAAUCGCCUAAAGAAUCACCCAAGGAAUCACCCAAGGAAUCACCUAAAGAAUCACCUAAAGAAUCACCUAAAGAAUCACCCAAGGAAUCUCCUAAAGAAUCACCCAAGGAAUCUCCUAAAGAAUCACCCAAAGAAUCACCUAAAGAAUCACCCAAAGAAUCACCCAAAGAAUCACCUAAAGAAUCACCGAAGCGUCCGGAGCCCCCAACAUCUGGAAUGUCUGAACCUCAGAGCGUUAAGGAGAGCGUCUCGCUACGAGAAUGGCGACAGAAAAGAGAAGAGGAAGAAGAAGAAGAGAGGAAAGUAGAAGAAGAGGAAGAGCGAUUGAAGAGGGAAAAAGAGAAGAAACGCCGGGAGAAAGAAGAAGAGUGUCGGAAGAAGGAAGAAGAAGAAGAAGAGAGAGUUAGAAAAGAGGAACAAGAGCGAGUGAAAAAAGAAGAAGAGGAGAGGGUGAGAAAGGAAGAAGAAGAGAGGGUGAGAAAGGAAGAAGAGGAGAGGGUGAGAAAGGAAGAAGAGGAGAGGGUGAAAAAGGAAGAAGAGGAAAGGGUGAGAAAGGAAGAAGAGGAAAGGGUGAGAAAGGAAGAAGAGGAGAGGGUGAAAAAGGAAGAAGAGGAGAGGGUGAGAAAGGAAGAAGAAGAAAGGGCGAGAAAGGAAGAAGAGGAGAGGGUGAGAAAGGAAGAAGAGGAAAGGGUGAGAAAGGAAGAAGAGGAGAGGGUGAGAAAGGAAGAUGAGGAGAGGGUGAGAAAGGAAGAAGAAGAGAGGGUGAGAAAGGAAGAAGAGGAAAUGGCGAGAAAGGAAGAGAAGGAAAGGGUGAGAAAGGAAGAAGAGGAGAGGGUGAGAAGGGAAGAAGAGGAGAAUGUGAGAAAGGAAGAAGAGGAGAAAGAAAAGAAGAAGAUCGAGAAAAUGAAGAGAAAGCAAGAACAGGAGAAGAUGUUGGCGGAAGAAGAAGCGAAAAUGCACGAAGAUGAAGAGCGGAGAAAGAAAGAAAAAGAGAAGCUGAAGCAAAUGGAGGAAGAGAUGAAGAGGCAAGAGGAAGAAGAGCGCCUGAGAAAGAUGGAAGAGAGAGAGAAGGUGAGAAUACAGGAUGAGGUGAGGAGAAAAGAAGAAGAGAUCAUAAAGCUGGAAGAGAAGAAGAAAAAAGAAGAAGAGAGGAAGAAGGAAGAGGCCGAGAGAAUGACUAGUGAGCAAGAGAAAAAGAAAAAAGAAGAGGAGAAGCAAAAGAUUGAAUUAAUGAAGCGAAGGCGGCAAGAAGAAGAGCAAAGAUUGAAAGAAGAAGAGAGAAUAAAGCAUUUGGAAGAGAAACAGCGGCUCUUGAGAGAAGAGGAGAAAAGAAGAGCUUUAGAUGAAGAAAGAGAAGAAGAAGAAAGAAAGAAGAAGAGAGAAGAAGAGCGAGUGAAGAAAGAAAUGGAAAGAAAGUCGCUGGAAGAAGAAGAGGAGAGAAAAUUCAAUGAGGAGAAAGCCAGAAGAGAUGAAGAGAAGCUGCGUAAGCGUAAAGAAGAAGAAGAGAGAAUGGAAGAAGAGGCGAGAAAAAUUGAAGAAAUGAAAAUUAAAUUCAAAUUAGAUAAAGCCCGGAAAGAAGAAGAGCAAAGAAAGUGUGAUGAAGAGAAGCGCAAUAAAGAGGAAGAAGAGAAGAAGAUGGCCGAAGAAAAGCGCAGGAAGAAAGAAGAAGAAAAGAUGAAGAAAGUAGAAGAUCGAUUGGAUAACGAAACGAAGAGAAAGGAAGAAGAGCGAAAGAAAGAGGAAGAAAUGCGAAUGCUUCUCGAAGAAGAGAAAAAUGAGAAGGAGAGAGAGCGAGUGCGGCAAGAGAUGCUAAAGAGGAAGAAGGAAGAAGAAGAGCAAAGAAUGAAAGAAGAAGAGAGAUUGAAGCACUUGGAAGAGAAAUUGCGGUUUAUGAAAGAGGAGCAGCAACGGAGGAUGAACCAAGAGCAGAAAGAAGAAGAGGAGAGGAGAAAGAAGAGAGAGCAAGAACGGCUGGAGAAGGAAAUGAAGCGAAAGAAAAUCGAGGAAGAAGAAGAGCAGAAGCUCAUUGAAGAGCGAAGAAAAAGAGAAGAAGAGAAAAGGAAGAGAAGGCUGGAAAUGGAAGCAAAGUUUGAAGAAGAGAGUAAGAAACUUGAAGAGACUCAAAGAAAACUUGAGAUAGAAAAACGAAAGAAAGAAGAGGAGCAGCUAAAAUUGAAUGAAGAGAAGCGAAUAAAGGAACAAGAAGAAAUGAAGAGAGCUGAAGAGAAGCGUAAGAAGAAGGAAGAAGAGAAAGCCAGGAGGGAGAAUGAGCAGCUGGAAGAACUUAAGAAAGAAGCUGAGAGAAUAAAAAUGGAGAAAGAAGCGCUGAAAAGAGAAGAGAAAGAGAGACUGAAGAGCGAAGAGCUUCUUCUCUUGAAGAGAGAAGAAGAAAGGAAGCAGAAAGAGAAAGAAAGAAAAAUUCAAGAGGAAGAAAAUAAAAGGAAAGAUGAAGAGAGAAUCGAGAGAAGGAGGAGAGAAGAAGAAAGAGUGAGGAGGGAAGAAGAGGAAAGAAAGAAAAUAGAAGAAGAAUUUGCUCUGAAAAAAGAAAAAGAAAAAAUUCGCAAAGACUUGGAGAGGAAAAGGCUGGAAACAGAGCGCGAAAAGAAAGAAGAAGAAAGAUUAGAAAAGAAGAAGAGGGAGGAAGAGGAGCGAAAAAAGAAAGAACAAGAGAAGAGAAAAAGGGAAGAGGAGAGGAUACAGGCGGAGAAACUAGCUGAGGAGAAAAUGGAAGAGGUAAGGAAGAAAGAGAAAGAAGCCUUGGAGAGAAAGAAGAGAGAAUUGGAGGAGAAGAAUAAACAGGAAGAGGAAAGGUUGAAGAGAAUGGAAGAAGAGAGACGGAAGAAAGAGCAAGAAGAGUGGCAGAGGCUUGAACGCGAGAUGAAAGAAAGAGAGAACAUGAAACACCGAAUGAAAGAAGAAGAGCUGAAAAAGAAAGAGUUGGAACGAAGACGGAAAGAAGAAGAGAGAAGAGCAAAAGAAGAAGAGAAGCUCGACAACCUCCGUAAACAAGAAGAGCUUCGAAAGAGAGAAGAGUUGGAGAAGCUGGAAAGCUCGAUUAAAAAGGAAAAAGAAGAGCGUCUGGAAAAAGAGAAAAUGAAAGUUACUGAAGCGCAAAAGAAGAGGAAAGCCACCAAGGAGAAGGAAGAAGAAGAAGAAGAAGAAAAAAAGAGGCUCUUCAGUGAACGAAAAGAAGAGCGCAUGGACUUACAAUUAUCGGUAAUUGAAAAAAAAGAAUGAAUUGUUUGAUUAUUAAUUAUUUAUUAAUAUAA
This is a messenger RNA of Hyalella azteca, 3566 nucleotides long. Its product is annotated as trichohyalin. The transcript is spliced from 4 exons. The coding region runs from base 1 to 3534 and encodes 1177 amino acids. The record is from RefSeq and is a predicted model, not a curated record. Lineage: Eukaryota; Metazoa; Arthropoda; Malacostraca; Amphipoda; Hyalellidae.